GAGGGAGAGACAGCAGAUCAGCACAAGGCACAAGGAAGAACAUGGAGAGAACCCCUUGGCUCAAUGCGAACCAAGAGUGGGGUAGAAGAUGGUGUGUAACUGGGGGAGAGCUAGCAGAGCCUCACAUGGUGAAGCACAUCCUCCUGUGUGCCAUCCCUGCUGUCUUUGCCAAAUCAGGGACAGACUAACUCGGUUGGCAGCGAUGUCUCUCCUGUCCUUAACCAACCCUCCCGGCUGGAGCGUGUGUUCUACCGUCUAUAUCCUCAUCCUGUUGCUCCCAGAGGCCAAAGCAGACGACCUGAACGCAACCACUACAAGCAACGGAGGAGGUUCCCAGUGUGGGGAGUACACGAACCAGCUGAUGGAGGAUGGGAUGUGCCGGCUGGUGGCCACGCUGCCUCAGCUGGACGAGCGGAGAUGCCCGGAUAUGUUUCGCUGCUCGGACGAGGUUUCCUACUGGCUGCAUGAGAACGAGGAGAGGAAACGGCAGAUUGUGGCACUGAAAGAGACCAUCUCUGAGCUGCAGGAGGAGCUGAGGAACCACCGGCACCGCAUCAAAGUCCUCGAGCUGCAGAGUGAAGAGAGGGCCCACUUGAACACCUCCUUGGAGCAGCGAUUUCAUGAGUUGGAGCUGCACUAUGCUGAAGCCACCACCCUGCUGCAUCUACAGGGGUCUCUGAUCCUAGAUCUUCAGAACCAACUCCAUAAUCUGACACUUUUGAUGGAUAAAGUAAAAAGAAGUCCCGGUUGUUUGAUCAACAUCGUCCAUCCCAAUCCUAUCAUGGAUGCUCAAGAAGCUCUGCACCCAGAGAUUCUGCAUGCGAGGAACUGUCCCAUAGACUGUGCCUCUAUCUACUACAAUGGAGUGAGAAGAUCAGGUUUCUAUUCUGUGGUGCCAUCAAUGGCAGGCAUGCCUUUAGAGGUCUAUUGUGACAUGGAAACAGAUGGUGGUGGCUGGACUGUGAUCCAGAGGCGAGUUGACGGAUCAGUGAGCUUUGACCGCAGCUGGAGGGACUACAAGGAUGGAUUUGGUGACCUGCACUCGGAGUUCUGGCUGGGCAACGACCACAUACAUGAUAUGACCACUCAGGGACGCUACAGCCUCCGAAUCGACAUGGAGGACUGGAGCAACAAGCACAAACAUGCCACCUACCAGAGCUUCAGUGUGGAAGACGAGGAGCAUCUGUACCGUCUCCAUGUGUCGGGCUUCAGUGGCACAGUGCAGGACUCUUUCAGCUGGUACCACGACAAACAGGCCUUCAGUACGCCAGACAGUGGCAACAUCUGUGCUGAGAUCUCACACGGGGGUUGGUGGUACAACCAGUGUUUCUAUGCCAAUCUUAAUGGAGUCUACUACAGGGGAGGCCACUACACCCCAAAAACCAGAGGACCGCUGGGUCCCGAUGGGAUUGUUUGGCACUCCUGGAAGGACUCUGAUUAUUACUCCCUACGCAAAGUCGCUAUGAUGAUCCGUCCACGCAGCUUCCGAAGCCGUUUGUCACCCUGAACCACUGUCACCAUGACGACGGCAUGGAUGCGGGACUCAGCAUCCCUCGCCACAACAUAAGCACUGUUGUUUUCUGGUGACUCAGGGAGCUCAGAGAACAGUUUUUUAGUGAAUGGACCGACAGAGUAACCUGGAAACGACAUCUCUUCUGAGGAUUUUCAGUUAUGUGUAAAUGAACUCAUGUUGUGCUGGAUAUUUUUGGGAAGUAACUUUAUACUGUAGAGUUCAUAGAGUUUUCUCACUCAGUCUCGGGAAGUGAAUUCUUCCUCAUUUUGUACGUCUUUUUUGUACUCUAGUUUGAUACCUUGACACUUGACAUACUUUUCCAGCCAAAAGCCCUGUUUGUUUUACGGCACUCACUGGCAGAAUGAAGUGGCUCCAAAUUCCUUCUAGCCACUAAGUGGAAACGAUUGCAACUGGCAAGCAGAUCACGUGAGACUGUUCACUGAAUGCUCUACAAAUGUCAUGUGCUUAUUGCAUAUCAUUGAUAAUCAUCAAUUUUAUUCUUUUUGAAGGUUGUCCAACUAUUAAUUUAAUCUACUGUGUAAAAUUUAAUUAAAAUCAAAAGGGUUUUACUAUUACUCAAAUAAAGUCAGGACAUAGGAA
Messenger RNA from Amphiprion ocellaris (clown anemonefish), 2113 nucleotides. RefSeq names its product fibrinogen-like protein 1. NCBI's taxonomy places the organism in Eukaryota, Metazoa, Chordata, Actinopteri, Pomacentridae. The coding region runs from base 89 to 1507 and encodes 472 amino acids. The transcript has 10 exons. The record is from RefSeq and is a predicted model, not a curated record.